Molecule: messenger RNA, 728 nt
Organism: Gossypium raimondii (Peruvian cotton)
Lineage: Eukaryota; Viridiplantae; Streptophyta; Magnoliopsida; Malvales; Malvaceae
Exons: 3
Coding region: 113-589 (158 amino acids)
Molecular function (GO): fatty acyl-CoA hydrolase activity
Source: RefSeq, a predicted model, not a curated record
AGUCCUUGGUUCCCAAAAAAAAAAAAAACACCUUCUUUGCCGUUUGAACGGUUUGACCUCUUGCGGUUUUCAGAUAUUGAGCAUCUAAGCUAGGGACCCAAGAAAAUCGAACAUGGAAGAAGCCAAAGAAUUCCUCCAACUAAACAAGGAAGAAGCAGAGAGCGUUUCCCGACUCACUAUCCACCCUCAUCGACUCGGCUUCCAGUGCAGCUUCUACGAAGAUUUCGCCUUGCGUGGCAUCCGUGUCGAUUCGGUCCAGCCUGGCUUCGUUUCCUGCACUUUCAGAGUCCCUCCUCGCCUCACUGAUAAAAGUGGGAACUUAGCAACAGGUGCUGUUGCAAAUCUUGUCGAUGAAGUCGGAGGGGCUAUUGUUCAUGUCGAAGGUCUUACUAUGAAUGUUUCAGUCGAUAUGUCCAUCUCGUUCCUCGGAACUGCUAAACUCAAUGAUGAAUUACAGAUUACUUCAAAGGUUUUAGGACGAAGAGGAAGUUAUUCAGGUGCAAUUGUUCUUGUCAGAAACAAAGUGACAGGGGAGUUAAUAGCUGAAGGUCGCCAUUCAUUGUUUGAUAAACAUGGUAGCAAACUCUAGUUUCAUUCCUAGUUUGUGUAAGAAAAUCCCUAUAAGGUACUGGUCUUCUAGUACUGCUAUGUACUGAACUGCUUUCUUGCAUGUACAUUGUGUGAUUUUGGACCGAAUAAAGAUUCUAGUAUGGCCCAUUUUUGCUCCA